GACUCGUUUCCCGCGAUGCUGCCCGCACCGGCAAGGAGACCCGACCCGGCCACGCGUCCGGCCGUGCGGGACGAUGGACACAAGCUCAUCCCCUUUGCCAAGUGAGUCGUCCCCACCGCGUGGAGAGGGGACGAAGGGAAGGUAGGCGCCCAGUGUCCCCCCGACGGCAGUGCCCGACGAGGGACUUGGGGCUCAAAGCCUGGUCUCCGCAGGCGCACGACGCGCUCGGCUGUCCCGCCGACGGGUCCCCUCCAGAACGGCGGUGUCCCGGCCGCGACGUCAAGCGCGGCCCCAGGGUUAGAAGGACGAGGGACGGACGGACGGAGCUGGCCUUCGAGGGGAGAAGACGGCACGUCUCAACACGAGUGUGACCUCCCUUAGAGUGUCAGGAGAGACGAAGUAGUGACCUGUGCUGGCAACCGGGGCGCUCUGCAGACACUUGUACCAGGCGGCUGUGGAAGGCGGCUCUGGGGACCCGAGUCUGAGCUUGGAUCUGAAGAGGAGAAUCAGCCGGUCCGACAAGAGCCCAGGCGGGGGGUGAGGGGAGAAGAAGGAAGAGUGGGGGGACCCCCAGGAAAGAGAGAGGCGCGGGAUCUUGUAGGACCAGGAAGCCCGCCAGCGAGACUGAAACUGGGUGACCCAGGGAAGAGUAGAGAGCAGCGUCGGCAUUGGGGGCCAGCGUCUGCAGGACCUCCCAGGCCACUGGGAAAGGUUCGGGUUUCAUCCUAAGGACAGUGGAAGUCAGUGGAAGGUUCUCAGCACGGAGAUGACACGAGCAGAGCUUUCUCCUUCCUCCCCGAUUUCUUUGUUGUGAAAAAUGUCAAAAAGCAAAGUAGAGAAACACUCGUCCUGGAGCUAGCGUCCUGGAGCUAGCGUCUGCGUUCUGGGAGCUAUCUACCUCAAGGUUCCAGGCACGAUCCACUUAUCUGUGCCACCAUCUAGCCGCCUCCCGCUCAGCUUCUUUUGAAGUAAAUCUCCACCAGUCCGUCAUUUCAAACGACCAUGGUUAAAGGUUUAUUCACACUGCUCGGGCAGCAGACAUGAUUGGGGUGAGGACAGCAGCAGGGGGAGCCCCUUGCCUUAAUAGUCCGGGCUGGGGCAGAUGAGCCGGAACAGCGGUGGAGGAAGCAGAAUGGGCGAGGAGCGCUCAAAUCGGAUGUGUUCCAGGGUUGUCUGCCGAUCGGCACCCCCCGGCUUGCCUUCCCAGAGCCCCGGACUGAUGCCCCAGCGAUACGGAGACCUCUUCUGGGAGAACCUUAGCCAAAAGCCCAGCCCCACCUGGAUGGAAGAACAGUACACCCCACCCCUGCAGAGAGCCACUGGAUGCUCCCAGCCUAGCCUGUACCCCCCUGAGGGGCUCCCACCACCGGAGCUGCUUUGCAGAAGAAAGAGAAGGAGGCCCCCUUUGGCAGGAAUGCAGCAGGGACCUGGGGGCAUCCCAGCCCGGGUGAGGGCAGUCGCUUAUCACCUGGAGGAUCUAAGGAGGCGACAGAGACUCAUCAAUGAACGGAAAAAUGCCCAGUGGGGCACCUCUGGGGCUGCAUCUGAGCCCCUGGCUCUUGCCCAUGACCUCGGUGGAGUCCCUAGUGCCACCCAAUACCGGGGUCUGGAAGAGGAGAGGGCUGCCUAUCCACAGGAAGACGGCCACCUUCUCACCAGUGGCGGGACCCAGCUGCUCUGGUCUCCCUGGAGCCCCCUGGACCAAGGCGGGUCUUGCCUCCCCAGGCGGCUGGACUCCCUGGCCUCCUACAGCGCUGUCGGGGCUAGCAGGACGCUCCUCUGCAAGCCCUGGGGGAUGGAGGUGCGGUCUGAGGAGUGAGGAUGGACGCCGUGCCCCCGCUGCCCCCCGCUGCCGCCGCCCCGCGGGCCCCAGGCUGGCUGGCGGCCCUGGACCUCCCGACUUGUGACAGCCAGGCUCUUCCCCUUCCUUAACGUCUCCCAGCUGCCCCCACCCCUAGCCCCUUCGUCCUCCCUGGUCAACCCGCUCCUCGCGGGGCUUCCCCGGGCCGGCUGCCCGCCCCUAGUCCCCAGGCUGGAUACCGGGCCCUGUGCCCCCUCCUCUGUUCUGGCAUUAAAAAGCAAGCGAGUCGA
Molecule: messenger RNA, 2091 nt
Organism: Mustela lutreola (European mink)
Lineage: Eukaryota; Metazoa; Chordata; Mammalia; Carnivora; Mustelidae
Gene: INCA1
Product: inhibitor of CDK, cyclin A1 interacting protein 1
Exons: 6
Coding region: 1103-1819 (238 amino acids)
Biological process (GO): negative regulation of cyclin-dependent protein serine/threonine kinase activity; negative regulation of cell population proliferation
Cellular component (GO): cytoplasm
Molecular function (GO): cyclin-dependent protein serine/threonine kinase inhibitor activity; cyclin binding
Source: RefSeq, a predicted model, not a curated record